Messenger RNA from Lathyrus oleraceus (garden pea), 837 nucleotides. Its product is annotated as heavy metal-associated isoprenylated plant protein 22. The record is from RefSeq and is a predicted model, not a curated record. Gene Ontology annotation, molecular function: metal ion binding. Bases 223 to 672 code for a protein of 149 amino acids. The transcript is spliced from 3 exons. Lineage: Eukaryota; Viridiplantae; Streptophyta; Magnoliopsida; Fabales; Fabaceae.
UGUUGUGGGACACCAUUCAUGUUAACCAUUAUUGUUUACAUGAAAUAAAAUAUAUUUUGAGCACACAACUUCCUUGUUUUCUACAUUCCAUACCCCUAUAUAAAGGAAAACACUUCCUACAAGUUUUGUACCCCAAAUAUUAUUAUAAACCCCUUUCUCUCUCUGUCUCAAACACAAAAACAGAGUUAUUAUUCUCUUCUUUUUCUUUUCUGGAACAGAACAAUGGGUGUUCUUGAUAAACUCUCUGAUUAUUUCUCUGUGUCUCUGUCACCAACAAGGGGAAAGAAACGCAAACCAAUGCAGACAGUUGAAAUAAAGGUGAAAAUGGACUGUGAUGGGUGUGAAAGAAGAGUUAGGAAUUCUGUUGCUUACAUGAAAGGUGUGAAGGAAGUGGAGGUAAAUAGAAAGCAAAGCAAGGUGACAGUUAGUGGCUAUAUUGACCGAAACAGGGUGCUAAAGAAAAUAAAUAAUACUGGAAAAAGAGCAGAGUUUUGGCCUUAUGUUCCAUAUAAUUUGGUGGCUUAUCCUUAUAUAUCACAAGCGUAUGACAAGAAAGCACCAUCUGGUUAUGUUAAAAACUCGAUGCAAGCACUUUCUAGUCCAAAUGGGAUGGAUGAGAAACUUACUAAUCUUUUUAAUGAUGAAAAUCCUAAUGCAUGUUCUAUUAUGUAAUGUUAAUGUAAAAGAGGUUAGUUGCAAAUUGGUGGUUUAUGUUAUAUGUUUCAUGUAUGGUUAUUGGCUUUAGCUAAUAAAUAUUUUUGGGCAAAAGAAUAAAUAAAGGUUAAGAAGUAAUGUAUUCAUGUUUUUACGGCUAAACUAAGCAUUCCUUUUUGGGUU